AUGUCGGCUUGGGGCGCUCAUGGCAAGAUCGGYGGCUCGGCGGCCGCAACGCCAGAGGACGCCGAGACGCCCAUCCUGUGCGAGCCGUGCCUAGGUCCCAAUCCAUACAUCCGCAUGACCAAGGACACGCAAGGGAAGAUUUGCAAGAUCUGCACACGGCCAUUCACAGUGUUCCGAUGGAACCCGGGCGCAGGCUCGCGCUUCAAGAAGACCGAGAUCUGCACAACGUGCGCCAAGGUCAAGAACGUAUGCCAGACAUGUAUUCUGGACUUGCAGUACGGAUUGCCGGUACAGAUGCGCGAUGCAGCGCUCAACAUCAAGUCGACAGGUCCGACGUCGGAUAAGAACCGCGAGUACUAUGCCGAAAACAUGGACAAGCAGCUCGAGGGUGCGACAUCGCUCGUUGGCGCCUCGUCGAGUCCGGCGGGCAGGGCGGGGCAGGAACUGCUCAAAAAGAUGGCGAGAAAGGAGCCAGACUACAAGCGCGAUCGACCCGUGCAGUACUGCGCUGCAUUUGCGAAGGGCAAUUGCCCGCGCGGAGACAACCCAGCCGCAACAGGGGCACCAAAACGCAUCCUGAGCUCAACUGCAGCUGCGGGACUACCGCCACCAGCAGACACCAGCAUCGUAUCGCUAUUCAUAUCCUCUCUGCCAGCAGAUACCACCGAAGACUCGCUACGCAGCUGGAUGACGGCGCUCGCACCAGAGCUGCGCACCGAACACAUCAAGUCGGUCACGCUCGUCACCGCCUCGCGCUGCGCGUUUGUCAACUUCACCUCCCGCCAAAACGCCGAACGCGCAGCAGCACAUUGCAGUACAAAGAUGGACUGGGACAAUACCACCGUGCGCAUCACUUGGGGCAGGUCUCGUCCCACCAAGAAGUAA
Moesziomyces antarcticus is the source of this 885-nucleotide messenger RNA. Its product is annotated as RNA binding motif protein 22. Gene Ontology annotation, molecular function: U6 snRNA binding; pre-mRNA binding. The record is from RefSeq and is a predicted model, not a curated record. The transcript is spliced from 4 exons. Gene Ontology annotation, cellular component: U2-type catalytic step 1 spliceosome; U2-type catalytic step 2 spliceosome; Prp19 complex. The coding region runs from base 1 to 885 and encodes 294 amino acids. NCBI's taxonomy places the organism in Eukaryota, Fungi, Basidiomycota, Ustilaginomycetes, Ustilaginales, Ustilaginaceae.